AAAAAUUGUGCUUGUCUUAAUUUAUCAUCGUCAUCCAAAAUUCUAAAAAUGAACGGCCUAACAAAGAUCUUAAACCAGAAAGAGAUCCUAUACAAACUCAUUAAAUGUCAGUACAGUUCUUCGACAGAUUUAAAAGAAGUUUUUGCCAGUAAAAUACCAAAAGCUGUGGAGCAAGUAAAGGAGUUUCGUAAAACACAGGGCACCAAAGUUGUUGGUGAUGUUACGGUGAACAUGAUUUACAAUGGUAUGAGGGGUAUUAAAGCUUUAAUUUGCGAAACAUCUGUUUUGGAUCCAAAUGAAGGUAUCAGAUUCAGAGGCUACUCCAUCCCAGAAUGCGAAGAGAAAUUACCCAAAGCUAAAGGUGCAACUCAACCAAUCCCAGAAGGCAUUUUCUGGUUACUUCUAACAGGAGACAUCCCCAACCAAGCUCAAGUGGACGCGGUAUCCAAAGAGUGGGCUUGUAGGUCGGCUCUGCCAGACUAUUGCUACGACUUUAUGGAAAAAAUCCCGAAAGAUGUGCAUCCCAUGUCGCAAUUUUCAGCUGUAAUUUCGAUUUUAAACUCUGAAAGUACAUUUGCAAAAGCCUACGCAAGCGGUGUCAAGAAAACCCAGUACUGGGAGUAUGUUUACGAGGAUUCCAUGAAUUUGGUGGCCAAACUAUCUGUCAUUGCUGGGUCCAUUUACGCGAAAUGUUUUAAGAAUAGUAAUCGUCCCUUGUGCGAUGUGGACGAAAAUGUCGAUUACAGUUUAAACUUCGCCAAGAUGAUGGGUUAUGACAAUAAAGAUUUCAUUGAUUUUUUGAGGUUGUAUUUGGUCAUACACUCCGAUCACGAGGGAGGAAAUGUGUCCGCCCAUACAACUCAUUUAGUGGGUUCGGCGUUGAGCGACCCAUAUUUGUCUUUUGCGGCGGGAAUGAACGGUUUGGCGGGACCUCUGCAUGGCAGGGCAAAUCAGGAAGUGCUGGAGUGGCUUCAAAAAGUGCAAAAAGAAGUUGGUGAAAAUGUUACCGAAGAAAAAUUAAAGGAAUUCACCUGGAAGACUUUGAAGUCUGGGCAAGUAGUACCUGGUUAUGGCCAUGCUGUACUGAGAAAAACAGAUCCACGUUUUGUAUGCCAGGCUAAGUUCGCAAAUAAAUACAUUAAAGAUGAUUCUCUGGUAGCCCUGUGCGGUUUGGUUUUCAAGGUUGUUCCUCCGAUUCUCAAAGAGCUUGGUAAAGUUCAGAAUCCCUGGCCAAAUGUCGACGCUCACUCCGGUGUGCUUUUGUAUCAUUAUGGCAUGAAAGAAAUGCAAUUCUACACUGUACUUUUCGGCGUAUCGCGUGCGUUGGGAGUGCUGCCCUCUCUUAUUUGGGACAGAGCCUACGGAUUGCCCAUCGAGAGACCGAAAUCCUUCUCCACUGAAGCGCUUAUAAAACUGGUGAAUAAUCCUCCAAAAUAG
Messenger RNA from Brassicogethes aeneus, 1437 nucleotides. The record is from the annotation of a GenBank genome assembly. NCBI's taxonomy places the organism in Eukaryota, Metazoa, Arthropoda, Insecta, Coleoptera, Nitidulidae.